AUGGAGUUUACUAAUUUAUCAGCGAAGCCUGAAAUUGCUGAAAAAAUAGAAACAUUGGGAGAAACCCCACUGGAGUUCACUUCUAGUUUUGCAGAGGGUGGAAAUGUCAGUGAGACAACCAAUAUAGUUAAAAAAGAAAGAUUUGGUGUAUUUAAGGGGAAAAUACAGGGGAAACUGAUGUCAUUGAAUAGAAGGAUAUGCAUUAUUAUUUUGUUGGUGAUCAUUAUUGCUUUGGUCCUGGCCUCGGUAACUACGGUUGUCACAGUGUAUGUCCCAUGCCAAGAGAAAGCUGCAGCAGUUGUGAACAAAGGUGACUGUGACAUGGAUCUGAGUGUAGAAAAGGGGCGUGUUGUCAACAUGAAAGGAAACAAGCAUGGGGACACUGCUGAGAUUGAAUGUGAAGAUGGACAUAAGUUAGUUGGAACUAACUUUAUAACUUGUUUAUCGUCCAAUGACUGGCAUGAAAUUCCGAGAUGUAUCCGCAAACAUUGUGAAACUUUCAUUGCACCACCGAAUUCAGAAAUGAAACAUAAGGUGAAUUCCACAGAGGUUGGUACAAGACUAUCCAUUUCUUGCAAAGAAGGAUACGCUAUACUUGGAAUAGAUUCCGUAGUAUGUCAAGGCAACGAAACCUGGUCGGAAGCUCCAAAAUGUGAACCAUACGAUUGUGGAAUUCCAACACCGCCACCAAAUGGUAGACUAGUAAACCCUAACGGCAAAAAAAUAAACGACACAUACAAUGUCAUCUGCAAUGAAGGAUAUUCCCUCAAUGGAACUAACAUCGCCAAGUGUCGAAAUAACGGCCAAUGGAGUGAAACUCCACAAUAUCACUGUGAACUCGCUACCUGUUACCAUGGUUACUGUCAAGCAAAUAAAGAAAAUUUUACAUGUGUCUGCAAUUCCGGAUAUACUGGAUUGCAAUGUGAAAGCGAAAUUGACGAGUGUAAUUCCAGUCCAUGUAUUUAUGGCGUAUGUGUUGAUAAAGUUGAUGGGUACUCGUGUACUUGUGACCUUGGAUACGAAGGAACGGUAUGUGACAUAGAAAUUGACGAGUGCGAGUCUAAGCCUUGCCAAAACGGAACAUGUGUAGAUAGAACAGGAAACUACACUUGUGUCUGUUCACCUGGCUAUACAGGGAUCAACUGUGAAAACGAUAUUGACGAAUGUACAUCUGGUCCUUGUAAGCACGGCUCCUGCAUUGACCUUAUUGGCGGCGGUUAUAACUGUUCUUGCGAUAGCGGCUUCGUCGGCAAUGACUGCGGCAUUGAUAUCAACGAAUGUAGUUCUAGUCCAUGCUUGCACGGUAAAUGUGUUGAUGGUAUUGACACAUACACGUGCGACUGUUUCAAUGGAUAUAAUGGUGCAAACUGCGAUAAUGAUAUGGAUGAAUGCAUGUCAAAUCCAUGUACACACGGAACAUGUGUGGAUGGUGUGGGCCAAUACAAUUGUACAUGUGAAAGUGGCUACACAGAUUUCAACUGCGAACAAGAUGUAGAUGAAUGCAGUACCAGCCCAUGCCAGCACGGUGAAUGCAUUGACGGUAUUGAUACAUACACAUGCGAUUGCAACAGUGGAUAUAAUGGUACAAACUGCGACAAUGAUAUCGAUGAAUGCAUGUCAAACCCAUGUACACAUGGAACAUGUAUGGAUGGUGUGGGGCAAUACAAUUGUACAUGUGAAAGUGGAUACACAGAUUUCAACUGCGAACAAGAUAUAGAUGAAUGCAGUACCAGCCCGUGCCAGCACGGUGAAUGCAUCGACGGUAUUAAUACAUACACAUGCGACUGUAACAAUGGAUAUAAUGGUACAAACUGCGACAAUGAUAUAGACGAAUGUAAUUCAAACCCAUGCCUGCACGGGAAAUGUAUUGACGGUAUUGAUACAUACACGUGCGAUUGUAACAAUGGUUAUAACGGUUCCAAAUGCGACAAUGAAUUAGAUGAAUGCAGUUCAAGCCCUUGUGUGCACGGAACAUGCGUUGACGGUGUUGCAGAAUACACUUGUAAUUGUCAAAACGGUUACACAAACGUCAACUGCGAUCAGAAUAACGAUGAGUGCAAUUCUAAUCCUUGUCAACAUGGUACAUGUGCUGACGGUAUUGAUAUGUUUACAUGCUAUUGUGACAGAGGAUAUACAGGCGUAUUGUGUGAUAUCGAAAUAGACGAAUGUAAGCCCAAUCCAUGCAUUCAUGGAACCUGUGCUGAUUUGAUUAAUGGUUACAGCUGUUUCUGUUCAAGUGGUUAUUUUGGUGUCACCUGUGAAUGUAAUGGUUAUUAUAUGUACAUCGAAACAACAAGCUGGUCACGAGGAUACUAUGCUGAUCUUUUAUCACCUACACUUGAAGCCAAAAAAGCUUACUGUAUUCAGCUCUAUACGAAUAUGUAUGGAUCAAAUAUGGGUUCAAUAUCUCUGCUAGUUCAGGAAACUAAUCGGAAUACGCCAGUUUCAUUGGUGACGUACAAUCAGGCUGAUGGUUCGCCAAUAUGGAGAAAACGAAGUGUCAACAUUUCUGUUCGACAAAACCCUUUCAAAAUUAUAAUUAGAGGUGUGAAGGGUACAGGAUAUAGGAGCGAUGCUGCCAUAGAUAAUACAGUUAUAAAAGAUGGCACUUGUUAA
Molecule: messenger RNA, 2616 nt
Organism: Mercenaria mercenaria
Lineage: Eukaryota; Metazoa; Mollusca; Bivalvia; Venerida; Veneridae
Product: neurogenic locus notch homolog protein 1-like
Exons: 17
Coding region: 1-2616 (871 amino acids)
Biological process (GO): heterophilic cell-cell adhesion; establishment or maintenance of epithelial cell apical/basal polarity
Cellular component (GO): protein-containing complex; plasma membrane
Molecular function (GO): calcium ion binding
Source: RefSeq, a predicted model, not a curated record